Molecule: messenger RNA, 1228 nt
Organism: Mercurialis annua (annual mercury)
Lineage: Eukaryota; Viridiplantae; Streptophyta; Magnoliopsida; Malpighiales; Euphorbiaceae
Exons: 3
Coding region: 201-1058 (285 amino acids)
Source: RefSeq, a predicted model, not a curated record
AAAGUUGAAUUGGCCGGAUGCACAGACAUUCAUUACCCAAUUCUUUCAACUGAUAAAAAAAAAAGCAGCGUUAAAGGAAGCGAGUCGUCAUUUUCUACAAGCUAUGGUGAAGCAGCAAAACUGAAGAGCUGUAGUGAGUCAUUCCCAGUAAUUUCCAGGGAGCAGCAACAGUCGUCAUCCUUCAAACUCGGACAUUGACAAUGGAUUAUAUGAAACCCCAAAUGGCAGUUCAUUCUUCCAUUUUCAGUCCUCCUGACCUGCAUGCUUUAAAUGUUGAGAUAAAGGGUAUUGUAUGGGUACUUAGGUUAGCUCACCAAUCUCAGGAUAAUGCACUUAUAUACACUUUUGCAACAGCUUUUUCUGUUGAUAACAAUGGGUUGAUUAUGACUUCUGCUUUUCCCUUUAGAAAUAAACCACUACCCUGUAUUAAUGCUCGUAGGUUAGAUGAUGAUGCUUUUUUAUAUGAAGUUAAGGUAGUUCGUAUAAAAUCUAGAUGGAAUGUUGCAUUAUUGAGAGUUAAGAAUGUUCCUUGUUGCAAUUUUGGGAGAUUUGCAGUUGAUAGUUCGUUAUUUGAAGGGCAAAAGGUUUUACAUAUGGGGCAUCCGGGUAAUUUUGUGGGUUCUUUGACGGUUGGCACCGUUGUAUUUCCUUGUGUGGAUAAUGUUCAUGUCCCGCUAGACAAUCAAAAAUGUGAAAAUUACACUUGUACUGCAUUGAAUAUCACUCCUCAGUAUCGCAUUAUGGGCAAUAUAUGGAACAGUGGUGUAUGGGUGGGAGCUGAUCUAGAGGACUAUGUAUUUGAGAGGCAACUUCACCCUCAAACUCCUAUAAUACAAAUUUAUGGUCUUGGAUUUAGAGAUGGUUGUUUGGGUGGUCCAGUUUUUAACAUUAGAGGGGAAAUUGUGGGAAUGAUGUCGAUGAGUCAUUUGAAUUUUGAAAUUGCUAUACACGGAAGUUUACUUCGACAAGUGUUGAGCGAAAUAGAAGAGAAAAAGGAAGGGGGAGAUAACAAACAAGAUAAGAGUCAGGCUGGUUGUUCGAAGAGACGUAAAAGAUGAUUGGAUUACACAAGUUGUUCGAUGAGACAUAAAAAAACAAUUUGAUUACAAAAAUGUGAUAUGUGGAAGUUUAGAAUAUCCUAGGUUUUAUUUUUUGUUUAAUUUUACUGUCCAAAAACUUAUUUUGCUAUGUGAUAAUGAAUGUCAAUGAAGUGUUAAUUGUUAGCCUA